UCUAUCGUAACGCGAUUACAAAAUGGUACAAUAAUGUCAUAAGACGCAUAUCGGUCGAGUGGGGUGGUCUGGUAACCAGGUGGCGACAAAUCUGGUCAGUGUUGUAUUGCUUAGUGAAUGUGCGCCCGCGUCACUAUCGUGCAAAAGUCAAAAUGCGGAUUAUAAUACUAUGCUUCGUCCUGGGCUCGGCUUGGUGCAGUGAACAGGAUUGGCUUCCUAUUGUGCACAAGCCACCAGCCGCCUAUCCCAGCUACAGUCCCUCGUCUGAUCCGGCGAUUGAUUCAAGUUCCCAGCUGAGAAUCCUCAACAGGAGACCAUAUCAACCUGCAGCUUCAUACGACACUAACAAAUUUACUGGUCUCUUCAAACCAGUGCCGGUUACCGAAACGGACUCGUGUAGCGUUUAUAAAGUGUCUAUGAACCAGGAAUUGUUCUAUCAAUAUUUGGAAUACGAUACAAAACUCCCCGAUCUGAAGGAGUUCACGCUCUGCAUGUGGAGCAAAUAUCACAAUCAUUCCGCUGAUCAUCCAUUGUUUUCCUAUGCUGUUGACGACAAUCCUAAAGAGAUUUCGGCAUGGAUCUCAAAUACAAAGGAGGCGAGUUAUUUCAGCAUGGCUGUACACGGACAAACAUUCUUCCGACUCAACUACCCUAUUAAAUUGAACACAUGGUAUCACAGCUGUCAAUCUUGGAAUGGAAAGACCGGUGAAUGGCAAAUAUGGAUCAAUGCAGAACGAGUUGGUAGAGGAUUCCAUAAUAGACUCGUCGGUCAUAUCAUAAAGGGCGGGGGUACUGUGAUAAGUGGUCAAGAGCAAUCACUGCUGUACAAAGACGACGCUUUGGAUGCAGUUAAAAAUCAAGUCGGUCUUAUUGGAGAGAUUACCAUGCUUCAGUUAUAUCAUGUAGCGUUGACAGCUGGUAAAGCUCACAGAGAUCAUAAACAUCAUCACGCGCAUCACUUCAAACACGAUGGUUCUUUGGUAGAGGUUUCUACGGAAGCUGUUACAGAACCACCACCACCAGAACCUACACCUAUUGGUAAUGGACACUUCCUCAUCGGAGGACAGUUACAGAAGCCUUCCCAGAUUAAUCUCGCAAGGCCAGAUCAACAAAAUAUGGUUCCUUUACCGCUAGCCAACGGCCUUCAAUAUCAACAAGAUUUCGGCAACGGGCUAUUGGGCCGUCCAAUCUUGCCCGAUCAUCUACUAAAUGGUGUUCAACAAAUUCCAUCAAACCACAUCGGAGCCAACGUUGCCCCAUCUCAAGUACCAUUAGUCGGACUAUCGUUAUCUAGUUCGCGUUAUCCAAAUAGGCCACUGGGACCAACUAAAGGGACAUCAGUUGUACUAUCGAGUUCUCUACUAAACCCGGCAAAUGUUCAAUACAUUGAUGACACCGUACCACAUAAUUUAUACAAGAGGAAUUCAAAUAAACGUGAUAAGCGUGACAAUCCUGAGAAAGAACUAAUUGAAGAAAGAAGUUCAGGCAAAAAAGAUAAGCGUGGACUUGUGGCACUAUCGGAUGGAUCGAUAGUAGAUGAAGCCUUACUUAGUACUGAUCUUAUCGACGAUAACAAAGAAGACGAAGCUCUGUUCCAGCAAUCAUUAUUAAAUGGAUUAGCUGGUGUCGUUGGAAACUUACCCGUGCAAAACUUACAAAAACAAACCGUGGAUGAAAGGGAGCCAGCAGAAGCCGAAGUGAAAGCUGUUAUGAAAGUUUGUAGUGGAUGCACUACUGAACCUUUUAAGAAAGUCUUAGUACUUUCGUGGAGGUCUACACCAAAAAAAUUACACAGUGGAGCCCAUUACUACAAAGGACUACCAAUUUGUAAGGCAUUUUAGACUUACGGCUGCUAUGUUGGGUACAAAAUUAUAAUAUACUUCUAAUAUUGCUAGACAAUAAGAAUAACAUAUCAUAAUUAUCUAAAUUCUUCGAAAUAAGUAAUUGUCAACUAGAAUGUAGAAUACUGACCAUAUUUUCUAAAUAUAUUUAGUCUUAAUGGUAAACAUAACAUAAGUAGCACUUUUAGACAGAUAACUUGCCAUUGUAUUCCAUUGUAAUUAUUUAUUGCAGUACUAGACUAAUUUUGUACAUUCCUAUUUUUAACAUAUAGGGUAGUUAUCUACGAAAUUGGUAGGUUAAAUAGACUAAGAUACUUUAACAUUGAAUAUUAUAUAGAUACUAAGAAACAUUA
Zerene cesonia (dogface butterfly) is the source of this 2194-nucleotide messenger RNA. RefSeq lists its product as uncharacterized. Bases 153 to 1841 code for a protein of 562 amino acids. NCBI's taxonomy places the organism in Eukaryota, Metazoa, Arthropoda, Insecta, Lepidoptera, Pieridae. The record is from RefSeq and is a predicted model, not a curated record. The transcript has 9 exons.